Cylicocyclus nassatus is the source of this 1194-nucleotide messenger RNA. NCBI's taxonomy places the organism in Eukaryota, Metazoa, Nematoda, Chromadorea, Rhabditida, Strongylidae. The record is from the annotation of a GenBank genome assembly.
AUGGGCAAGAAAAGAACGCAUGAAGAAGAUGGAGAAGGUCACCAGCUUAAAAAGAAAAUAAAAAUGGAAGUUCAUGAUGUAGAUCAGGAGCCCGAUUUGAUUGUGUUGGAAGAGAAACCAUCCAAGAAAAAGCACAAAAAAGAGAAAGACAGGUUACAAAAAUCUCGCGUCAAGCAAGAGAUGUCCGGAAUAAAUGAGCAGACUGAAAGUGGUUCUCAAAACAAGAAAGAAUACAGGAAGAAGGCAAGAGGAAUGAAUUUAUCGAGAACAAGAGACAUACUCGACUUUGACGAAGCUAAGAAGUUAAUACUGACAAACAAAAAAUGCGGAUUGACGGCAGUACGCGAGAAAAGACAUGUCACCUUACCCUAUCAUUUGAUAGGAGGAAACGUGACGAAGUCUUGCGAAUUCAUAGCGAAAAUGACCAUUGGCAAGUAUAGGACAAAAGUCAGAGGAGUAGUGGUUUCUAUAGGAUCAGUACGUCUGGCCUCGCUUCCGCGAGUCAUUGACGAUCAGAAUGUGUGCCAUCUGGAUAUCUUUGUUACGCAAGCUGUGUUCAGACCGAUUAUGGGUCAAAUGUACGAAGCACGCGUCACACAUAUUGCUGAUGAUUUCUUGUCUGCGCUUAUUCUGGAAGCAAUAGCAAUCAAUAUGCCAAUUGACGAUAAGUUUGAAGAAAAGUUGAAAGGUAUAGUUCUUGAAGUUAAUGACAUCAUCGAAGUGAAGCAUAACGCUAUUACGAUCAAACGUGGUAUUUGCCAGCUCAAGGGGAAAUUCGUGCGAAUACUGAGAAAGGGAGUGCCCAAUGUUGAAAGCGCUGAGGCACCAAUCAAGAUAGAAGCGAAAGCUACUGGUAAGAAGGUAGUUUUUAGUGAUUCUGAUGUUGAACAGUGAUCUCAUAUUGGUUGUUAUUUCCCAUCGUUGUUUAUUGUUAUUGUUGCUUUUCUGUUUCUUUGGCGGCAGAUUUUAUCAUACGCGGGCCUUCAAAAGGGAUCUUAAUUUCUGAAAGACAGUACGGUUUCUUAGAAUGCACUGUCUCCCGCUCAAGAAUUAGCUAGCAGUCGACUUUUUAGCCAAAUAUAGGCAACCUUAAAUAGCAGUUAUUUUAGCCUAGUUAGUGUUUUUGCUAAAGUUGGCUUUUGCUUGAGUUUAUCUAUGAAUCGGUGUUUACUUAUGUUUACUAAAGAUAGCUAA